Messenger RNA from Marasmius oreades (fairy-ring Marasmius), 1384 nucleotides. RefSeq names its product 26S proteasome subunit rpt4 (gene RPT4). Gene Ontology annotation, molecular function: ATP hydrolysis activity; proteasome-activating activity; ATP binding. Lineage: Eukaryota; Fungi; Basidiomycota; Agaricomycetes; Agaricales; Marasmiaceae. The coding region runs from base 52 to 873 and encodes 273 amino acids. The transcript is spliced from 7 exons. Gene Ontology annotation, cellular component: cytosolic proteasome complex; proteasome regulatory particle, base subcomplex. The record is from RefSeq and is a predicted model, not a curated record. Gene Ontology annotation, biological process: positive regulation of RNA polymerase II transcription preinitiation complex assembly.
CGCGUCAUCUCCGUACCGCUAACGCGUCGCUACUCUUACGAAUCGUUCAUCAUGGACGGACAAGCAUCGACAUCCUCUGGAGCCAUGGACGAGCGACGGAAGAAUGCUCUGAAAAGCUAUCGCGAGAAAAUGCGAGCACACGAAGUCAGCAGUGAAAGCUUGAAGAACUUGCGGUUUUCGUUGAAAGACCUCGAAAGAGACUACGAGAAGACAGAAGACGACAUCAAGGCCGUACAAUCCGUAGGACAAAUUAUCGGGGAGGUUAUGAAGCAAUUGGACGAUGAGAGGUUCAUAGUAAAGGCAUCAUCAGGUCCUCGAUAUGUGGUAUCCUUCCGACCUACUUUACCCGUCGAAAAAAUGAAAAACGGCACUCGAGUCUCUCUUGAUAUGACAACUCUUACAAUAAUGCGGAUUCUGCCGAGGGAAGUGGACCCAUUGGUGUACAAAAUGAGCUUAGAGGAUCCAGGAGGUGCAUCUUUCGCAGGGAUCGGUGGACUUACAGAACAAGUUAGAGAGUUACGUGAGAUUAUUGAACUUCCACUUCUCAAUCCAGAAUUAUUCCAAAGAGUCGGAAUCAACCCUCCGAAAGGAGUUUUACUGUACGGUCCUCCUGGGACUGGAAAGACUCUCUUAGCGCGUGCGGUGGCAGCUACACUCAACACCAACUUCCUCAAGGUCGUUUCUUCCGCGAUUGUUGACAAGUACAUCGGAGAAUCCGCGAGGGUGGUGAGAGAAAUGUUCGGAUAUGCACGAGAGCAUGAGCCAUGUGUGAUAUUCAUGGAUGAGAUUGAUGCAAUCGGAGGAAGGAGAUUUUCGGAGGGUACCAGCGCGGAUAGAGAGAUUCAGAGAACGUUGAUGGAGGCAUGUUCUUAACCUUGCAGUUUGAUCUCCCCGUUGAUAUACCGCUAUCGCUGACAACUUUCUCACAGCUUCUCAAUCAGAUGGACGGUUUUGACUCUCUCGGGCGGACAAAACUGAUUAUGGCUACCAAUCGUCCAGAUACCUUGGACCCUGCACUUCUACGUCCAGGCCGUUUGGAUCGUAAGAUUGAGAUUCCUCUACCGAACGAGCAAGCGAGGUUGGAGAUUUUGAAGAUUCACUCCAAGCCUGUGAAUAAAGCUGAUGAUAUAGAUUAUGAGGCGAUCGUCAAACUUUCCGAUGGAUUCAAUGGCGCAGAUCUGCGUAAUGUCAUUACAGAAGCUGGAAUGUGUGCUAUUCGCGACGAUCGAGAAUAUGUUAAGCAGGAGGACUUGACCAAGUCGGCAAGGAAGGUUGGGGACGCUAAGAAACAUGAAGCUAAACUUGAAUAUUCAGCGUAGUUCAGGUGUAAUUACUAGCUGUCAGGAUUCAAUGGGUGGCAUUGGAAUAGGAAUAACUCUAUCCG